This is a messenger RNA of Pteronotus mesoamericanus, 1939 nucleotides long. RefSeq names its product F-box only protein 44. The record is from RefSeq and is a predicted model, not a curated record. Lineage: Eukaryota; Metazoa; Chordata; Mammalia; Chiroptera; Mormoopidae. Gene Ontology annotation, biological process: glycoprotein catabolic process; SCF-dependent proteasomal ubiquitin-dependent protein catabolic process. Gene Ontology annotation, cellular component: SCF ubiquitin ligase complex; cytoplasm. The transcript has 6 exons. Gene Ontology annotation, molecular function: ubiquitin protein ligase activity; protein binding. Bases 259 to 1065 code for a protein of 268 amino acids.
CCCCGCGCCGGGACGCCCGGCAGUCCGGAGCGGUGGGCCCGAGGCCUGAGGCUGCAGGUUCCUCGGCGGACCCUGGAGGCCGGGAAAGGACACGGAGGCUCAGAAAGGCAUAGUGACUUUCCUGAGACAGUAAAUGGCAGACCUGGGAUGGGAACCUCCGCCACCGUGGGCGGCUGCAAGUACCGGGCGCAGGGAGAGAGCUUGGUCUGUAGCCUGGCUUCUCCAUGACCACAGGAGAGCGUCCAGAAGCCAGGCGCCAUGGCGGUGGGAAACAUCAACGACCUGCCGGAGAACAUCCUGCUGGAACUGUUCACACAUGUGCCUGCCCGCCAACUGCUGCUGCGCUGCCGUCUGGUCUGCAGCCUCUGGCGCGACCUCAUCGACCUCGUGACCCUCUGGAAGCGCAAAUGCCUGCGGGAGGGCUUCAUCACCGAGGACUGGGACCAGCCUGUGGCCGACUGGAAGAUCUUCUACUUCCUACGAAGCCUCCACAGGAACCUCCUGCACAACCCAUGUGCUGAAGAGGGCUUUGAGUUCUGGAGCCUGGAUGUAAAUGGAGGCGAUGAGUGGAAGGUGGAAGAUCUCUCUGGAGACCAGAGGAAGGAAUUCCCCAAUGACCAGGUCAAGAAGUACUUCGUGACUUCUUAUUACACCUGCCUCAAGUCCCAGGUGGUGGACCUCAAGGCCGAAGGGUAUUGGGAGGAGCUGAUGGACACCACACGGCCGGACAUCAAGGUCAAGGACUGGUUCGCAGCAAGGCCAGACUGCGGGUCCAAGUACCAGCUGUGCGUUCAGCUCCUGUCGUCAGCACAUGCGCCUCUGGGGACCUUCCAGCCAGACCCAGCAAUGAUCCAGCAGAAGAGUGAUGCCAAGUGGAGGGAGGUCUCCCACACGUUCUCCAACUACCCACCCGGCGUCCGCUACAUCUGGUUUCAGCACGGUGGCGUGGACACUCACUACUGGGCCGGCUGGUACGGCCCGAGGGUCACCAACAGCAGCAUCACCAUUGGGCCCCCUGCUGACCUGACACCUCCGAGCUCCCAUCCACAGAACCCUGACUGGUAAACUGUUGUCAGAGAAAAGCCGGGCUUCCCCGGAGCUCCUAGCUCAUCCCUGCCCCCCAGUCACCUCUGCUUUGUGGAGCCUUUCCAUUUGCCCAGGCUUCAUGUGCUGUGGACAGCCAGCUCUCCACCGAGGGCUCCCCCUGGAGGUGAUGGGGCAGGCCUUUAAGAGGCGGGGCCCCUGAGGUUAGGGAGGUACAGGAUGUUUCCCAGGUUCCUUGCCAGACUCCUCUGACGGUGGGUCUCCAAGCUCAGAUGGCAGCCUAGGUCUGGGUUUCUUCCUUCCCCUCCCAGACCUUUCUCUUUCUCCCUGUCUUUUUUGGGGGCCCUUGCAGCAGUGGCAGAGUGGAGGACAUCUGGCAAGCCUGUGGCUGCCCUUGAUAAUGCAGACGCUGGCAGGGGACUGUGUAGCUCAGACGGAUCAGGGAAUAGAGGAUGGCUCUGCUGGCCUGUCCUUUGUCCCUUUCUCUGCUGUUCCCAAGCUCUUCGCUCUGCCUGCCAGCUCAGAGUGGUGGCUGAGGCCCAGGGGCUCGGGCCUGGUCUGAGAUGGGCAGGUGCAGGGUGGGAGGCAUCCACGCCAGGUGUGGACUGUCCUCGCUGUCAAUGACGCCCCAGGAGCCAAAUGGGGCGGGGCUCUCCAGAAUCCUGUGCAUGCAGGGCAGAUGGGUGCAGGAUUGGGCUCUGAUUCUGAGAGUGAGGAUAUGUGAGCAUAGGAUGAGUCGGGGGAGGGUUUUCAAGGACCGCCUGUCCACCUCCGUGCCCAGCCCAGGCCUUCCCGCCACCCUUGGAACUGCCACCCAAAGGACCUCCCCACCCUGCCCUGUGCCUCUCCCCCCUGCUGGAAGGACAUCAGUCUGCUGGUCCUGCCCCUGCUGCAU